GGAACCGAUUUAAUCAUGCCCGCCGGAGUCUCGUGGGGCCAAUACAUGAAGUUCUUGGGCAGCGCAAUGCUGGCCAUGAUGGCCGGCUCCCAGGCGGUGCAUAUGUACUUUAAGCCCUUGGACGAUUUGCCCGUGUACAUAGAGAAGGAGAAACAACAACUACAGAAGGAGCACGGCAUUGUUAAUAGUUAGCUUUAAGUAUAAUAUAUUUCUUGUUCUAUCUGCACUAUACAACUAAAGAGAGAACUUAUGUGAAU
This is a messenger RNA of Drosophila navojoa, 257 nucleotides long. It is a transcript of the gene sloth2, whose product is annotated as ubiquinol-cytochrome c reductase complex assembly factor 6 sloth 2. Gene Ontology annotation, cellular component: mitochondrion. Lineage: Eukaryota; Metazoa; Arthropoda; Insecta; Diptera; Drosophilidae. The record is from RefSeq and is a predicted model, not a curated record. Gene Ontology annotation, biological process: mitochondrial respiratory chain complex III assembly.